This is a messenger RNA of Alternaria atra, 4284 nucleotides long. RefSeq lists its product as uncharacterized. The coding region runs from base 1 to 4284 and encodes 1427 amino acids. Gene Ontology annotation, molecular function: magnesium ion binding; phosphoacetylglucosamine mutase activity. Gene Ontology annotation, cellular component: membrane. The transcript has 5 exons. Lineage: Eukaryota; Fungi; Ascomycota; Dothideomycetes; Pleosporales; Pleosporaceae. Gene Ontology annotation, biological process: UDP-N-acetylglucosamine biosynthetic process; carbohydrate metabolic process. The record is from RefSeq and is a predicted model, not a curated record.
AUGUCCGACCCCAUCGCCGACGCCGCGCAAAAGCACCCUGCGCCUGAAGGUCUUUUGUAUACGUAUGGAACUGCUGGUUUCAGGACAAAAGCAGAUGUUCUCGACUCGGUCUUGACCCGUGUUGGUCUCAUUGCGGCUCUCCGUUCGCGAGCGCUCAAGGGAAAAUGGAUCGGAGUGAUGAUUACAGCGUCGCACAACCCUCCUCAGGACAAUGGUGUGAAGCUUGUUGAGCCAAUGGGUAAUAUGUUGCAAGAAGAGUGGGAAGUCAUCAGCACAGUCAUGGCCAACAAAGCCACACCCGAAGACGUAUCAAAAUACUACCACGACAUCGCAACCCAACACAAGAUCGACCUCAAUACACCCGCUCGCGUUGUUGUAGCUCGCGAUACAAGAGCUUCCGGCUCGAGGCUACUCGGAUGCCUUGUUGAUGGCCUUAACGGCGCUGGUGCCGAAACCAAGGAUUACGGCUUCCUGACUACACCACAACUACACUACAUGGUACGGUGCUUGAACACCGAAAACACAAAGGACGCAUAUGGCACGCCUACGGAGAAGGGCUACUAUGAAAAAUUUAGCGCUGCCUUCAAGACGGCGCUGCGUGGAAAGAAGCCUGCGGGUGGUUUGACAGUCGAUUGCGCCAACGGUGUCGGUGGACCAAAGUUGAACGAGCUGAUCAAGUACCUCCCGUCCAAGGAUGAAGGCGGUCUCGAGAUCUCCGUCAUCAACGACAACGUCAUCAAGCCUGAGAGCCUGAAUGUCGACUGCGGUGCAGACUACGUCAAGACCAACCAACGAGCCCCUCCAUCAUCCAAAGCCGGCCCUGGCGACCGAUGCUGCUCACUCGACGGUGACGCAGACCGCGUGGUAUACUACUUCAAGGACGAGAAGAACGUAUUCCGCCUCCUCGACGGUGACCGCAUCGCCACCCUCGUAGCCUCCUUCCUAGGCGACACAGUCCGUCAAAGCGGCCUCGCAGACAAGCUUAAGAUCGGCGUCGUCCAAACUGCCUACGCCAACGGCGCCGCCACAAAGUACGUCGAAGAGAACCUUAAAUUGAAGGUGGACUGCACACCCACGGGCGUCAAGUACCUGCACCACGCAGCCGAGAAACUGGACAUUGGCGUCUACUUUGAAGCGAAUGGUCACGGCACUGUCAUCUUCUCACAUGACACGCUUGAUACUAUUGACAAGCACGAACCGCGUAACCCGGGCGAGAAGGAGGCUCUUGACGUGCUGCGCGCGUGCAUCAACCUCAUCAACCAAUCCGUCGGCGAUGCCCUCUCCGACUUCUUGCUCGUCGAAGUCGUGCUCGCGCACAAACACUGGGGGCCGCAGGAGUGGCUGAGUACAUAUAGUGACCUGCCCAACCGCCUCCUCAAAGUCCUUGUAUCGGACCGGACGGUCUUCAAGACUACGGAUGCGGAGCGCAAAUUGACUAGCCCGGAGGGACUACAGGCGCAGAUUGAUAAGGAAGUACAAAAAGUAUCCCAAGAUUCAGUCCUUAUCGCUAUUGGCACUUCUUUUGGCAUCACAGCCGCCAUCUUCGUCCUUUUCCUCGUCCUACGUCCUUUUAAUACUAUCGUUUACGCGCCUCGUCUCCGACACACCGACGAGAAACACCGGCCGCCCCCUCUGGAUAAGUCUCUGUUUGCUUGGUACAAACCCGUGUUUAAGACGAAUGAACCCGAGUAUGUUGAGAAGAUUGGGUUGGAUGCGACCAUCUUCCUGCGCUUUGCGCGCAUGUGCAGGAACAUGUUUAUUGUACUCGCCAUUGUGGCUUGUGCUAUCAUAGUCCCAGUCAACGUUAUCAAGUCGGUGGAGUUUCAGAAGAACUUUGAUGGAGAUUUGUCCGGCAAAGUCAUCUUCCUGAUGACGCCUAGGGAUCUGUUCGGUCAGGUUUUCUGGGCUUUCGUCGUGCUAGCAUACAUUAUCGAUAUCGUCGUCUGUGGAUUCCUGUGGUGGAUGUACCGCGCUGUACACCGGCUGAGACGCCAGUACCUGGAGCACCCGGAUUACCAGAACAGUCUCUAUGCGCGGACGCUGAUGAUUACGGACAUCAACCGCAGCUUUCGUAGCGACCAGGGUAUUGUGGAAGUUACGGACAGCUUGAAGACUACGCCGGAGGUGCCUCGCGCAUCUAUCGGUCGCAACGUGAAGGAUAUCCCCGAUCUUAUUGAAGCCCAUGAAGAGGCCGUCAUUGAACUGGAGAAGAUCCUGGCGAAAUACCUAAAGAACCCGAACAAGCUACCAGCCGAACGACCGCUGUGUACACCUUCGAAGAAAGAUCCAGAGUUUACCGACAAGACCCAAAAGGUGGAUGCGAUUGAUUAUUUGACAGCGCGCAUCCAGCGCCUGGAAAACAAGAUCAAAGAGAUCCGGGAAACGGUUGACAAGCGCGAUGCUCUAUCCUACGGAUUCGCCAGCUACGAAACUAUCGAUUCCGCGCACAUGGUCGCGUUCGCAGCCCGCAGCAAGCACGUCAAAGGCACCACCGUUCGACUCGCUCCCAAGCCCAAAGACAUCAUCUGGAAGAACCUCACCCUAGACCCCAAAACGCGUCGCUGGAGGAGGAUCGUAAACAAUUUCUGGAUCACGCUACUCACACUCCUCUACUUCAUCCCCAACGCCCUCAUCGCCGUCUUCCUCUCCAAGCUCUCCAACCUUGGUUUCGUAUGGCCAGAAUUCCAAACCGAGCUAGCGAAACAUUCUGAUUUCUGGGCCGUAGUCCAGGGUCUCGCUGCUCCGGCGUUGACCUCACUUUUCUACUACUUCCUUCCCAUCAUUUUUCGGCGACUCUCGAUUAAAGCUGGAGAUCAGACCAAAACGUCUCGCGAAAGGCAUGUGACGGCGCAGUUGUACGCCUUCUUCGUCUUCAACAACCUGUUUGUGUUUUCGCUGUUCAGCGCCGUCUUCGGCAUGAUUGUCAUGAUUGUCAACCUCGCAGCCGAACAACACGUUCCCUUUAUGGAUAUUCUGCGUCAAAUCGCCUUUUUCGACACUACGAUGCGUACGCUGUGUGAAGUGUCUCCCUUUUGGGUUACCUGGCUCGUUCAACGUAACCUGGGUGCUGCGAUCGAUCUUGCACAAGCUGUCAACCUCGCCUGGGGCAGUUUCUCGCGCAAGUUUUUGAAUCCGACCCCGCGAGAGUUGAUCAGCAGGACUGCGCCGCCGCCUUUCGAUUACGCGAGUUAUUAUAAUUACUUUUUGUUUUACUCGACGGUGGCGCUCUGUUUUGCGCCUUUGCAGCCGAUUACCUUGGUUAUUGUUGCCAUUUACUUUACAUUGGAUAGUUGGAUGAAGAAGUAUCUUUUGAUGUACGUUUUCUGCACGAAGAACGAAUCCGGCGGCGCCUUCUGGCGCAUCCUCUUCAACCGCAUGCUCGUCGGUACUUUCCUAUCUAACUGCAUCGUCGCUCUACUCGUCGUCGCCCGUGGCUAUGAACAUAAAUGGACGAUGCUAGGUGCCAUGGCGCCUCUCCCUCUCGGACUCAUUGCGUUUAAGCUCUACUGCAAGAACACAUUUGAUCACUCGCUCAAGUACUAUACCCAGGGUACCAGGGCGAAGGGGACAGAGGCCCCGACACCGAUCGACAAAGAAUCCCGCCGCAGAGACCGUGUCGCUGUGAGGUUUGGCCAUCCGGCUCUUUACCAGAAACUCACAGUGCCGAUGGUGCAUGAGAAGAGUAAACAUCUCCUGGCGGAGAUUUACCGUGGACGACUGGAUGGCGAUAUCGGCGACAGCGCGGCCUUUAGCGAUAUCUACAUGAAACGUAUGUCCAAGGAGCAUCCAGGGAAAAUGGCGACGUCAACCAGCACUGGUGCUGCACCCGCUCCUUUCGAAUUCGUAUCGGAAUCCAACAUGGACUUUGAAAAUUAUAAAAAUAGACCCGAGUUCAGCGAUGAACAUGGUGGCGAAGGGAGUGUAUAUGGGGGGAGCACUGUUGGUGGCGAGGGGAGACCGGAUACGCCUGGAAGUCACUGGGGCCGCGAUUCCGAUCGGGGUCGUCCCUCGAGCCGGGACUCGGAGCGAACCAUGGGGAAUGGGGAAGAUCCGGGGGUGCUUUAUCCCCAUGGGUAUCAUCAGACGCCGUCUGCGUUGAGGGAGUAUAGUCCCAGUCCGAGUUUGGAUCUAAGGGGUGUGGAUAGUAGGGAGAGUCCGUAUGAGAUCGGAGGCGAUCAGGGAAGGUUAGUGUCUGGGGCUGCACCUAUGGGCGCGACUCAGCAGUAUACACCGUACAGUCCUAGUAGGGAUGGAACUGGAGCGAGAGAUUAUUUCGGACGGUAG